This is a messenger RNA of Trichechus manatus latirostris (Florida manatee), 715 nucleotides long. RefSeq names its product dynein light chain Tctex-type 2 (gene DYNLT2). The transcript is spliced from 4 exons. Gene Ontology annotation, molecular function: dynein intermediate chain binding. Gene Ontology annotation, cellular component: cytoplasm; cytoplasmic dynein complex. Bases 65 to 649 code for a protein of 194 amino acids. Lineage: Eukaryota; Metazoa; Chordata; Mammalia; Sirenia; Trichechidae. Gene Ontology annotation, biological process: microtubule-based movement. The record is from RefSeq and is a predicted model, not a curated record.
GGUGGAGGCGUUUGGUGCUGACCAGAGAGCGAGAGCAGAUCGGUUGGCUGGAGAGCGGCGCGAGAUGGAGAAGCGAGGCCGACUCGGAAAGCCGCCCUCAAGCCACACUCCUCCGGCGACACAGGCGGUGCCUCGGAAAGAAAGGAGGCCGAGCAUGUUCGAGAAGGAGGCAUAUGCACAGAUCUUACGGGAAAGACUGAGAGAAUCAAUCCAUGAUGUUCAGUAUGUGGAGCCUCCAUUUGAUGACUCAAUUGCUGAUAUAGGUAAAGAAUGGAAGAGUGCCCUGGCAAAAUUAAAGUUUGCUAAUUCAUAUAGAAUGGAACCACUGAAGAAAUUCCAAGCUCAUACAGUGGAAAUUAAAGUCCAGCAGGUAUUAACGGAAAGUCUUACAGAUGUGAAAUAUGAUCAGAAGGUCUUCUCUCAUUUGUCACUUGAAUUGGCAGACCGCAUAUUGUUAGCAGUCAAGGAAUUUGGGUACCACCGUUACAAGUUCAUUAUAAAAAUAUUAUUCAUUCAAAAGGCUGGCCAGGCAAUAAAUGUUUCCAGCAGAGGGAUCUGGGAUGUUGCAUGGGACAGCUGGGUUGCAGCUAAACAUGAAACAGAAAGUUAUGUUGCACUGGCCUUGGUGUUUGCUCUUUACUGUGAAUAGCUUGUUCCGCAUCCUAAAACGUUUGUUUCCAAACUUCUCGAAAAUACACAAAGUUUAUACAUGUGU